Messenger RNA from Zeugodacus cucurbitae (melon fly), 1005 nucleotides. Its product is annotated as farnesol dehydrogenase-like. NCBI's taxonomy places the organism in Eukaryota, Metazoa, Arthropoda, Insecta, Diptera, Tephritidae. The transcript is spliced from 2 exons. The coding region runs from base 130 to 909 and encodes 259 amino acids. The record is from RefSeq and is a predicted model, not a curated record.
GUGGCGCAAACGAACGCGGCCACUUUAGUAUUGCAGCAUUAAGCGCGCAUUGUACAACGGUAAAGAGUCGCGGCACAACAAAGUUUACUUUCACUCGAACACUCGGAAACAUUUAGACGCGUCUAAACAAUGGAACGCUGGGUGGACAAAGUCGCUGUAGUCACAGGCGCCAGUUCGGGCAUUGGCUGGGCCAUCGCGCAAGAUCUACUCAAAUCCGGUAUGAUCGUGAUUGGCUUGGCGCGACGCCUACAGCAGAUGGAGGAUCUCAAGGAGCAGCUGGACGCAAGCAUACGCGAGCGCUUCUAUCCGCGCUCCUGCGACAUGACAGUGCUGCCGUCGGUGAAGAGCAAUUUUCAUUGGGUGGAGCAGCGUUUCCAUCGGCUGCAUGUGCUUGUCAACAACGCCGGCAUGGUGGAGAUGACCAAGGUGCUGGAGGAGGGCAAUGAGGCCAUACUGAAGCGUGUCAUCGAUGUGAAUCUCAUGGGCACAGUGAAUUGCACCAAGCAAGCGUACAGACUGAUGCAGGCUACUAUGGCGCAGGGUGAGGCGUGUCAUAUAAUAACGGUGAAUAGUCUGUUGGGGCAUACGGUGCCGCAGCAUAUACCCGAGUGCGGUUUGAAUUUGUAUCCGGUGGCGAAGCAUGCGCUCUGCACGCUCGAUGAGGUCUUGCGCCGUGAGCUCUUUCCGCACAAGCUGAUGCGUUUGUCGUCCAUUAGUCCCGGUUUGACGCGCACUGACUUUGGCGGCGCGCCAACUGAGGAUGAGAAGAAGAAAUGGGAGGAAAUGAUAGAACCUGAUGAAAUUUUAUUGCCCGAGGAUGUGGCGCGUGGUGUGAAUUUCAUACUCGCCUCGCCGCCGCAUGUGACUAUCGCGAAUUUGUUGAUGGUGCCGGCGCGUGAGAAAUAUUGAGCGUCAACUUUUUUACUUUUUUUUUCAAUAAUGAAAGUUUUAGUCUGAAUAUUUUCUAGAAUAAUAAAAUUAAUAAAUAAAAAUUACAAAUAAAAA